AUUUUAUAAAAAUAGAAAAACUAUUUAAUUCACGAUGGAUGUAGCCUCAAUAGCUAGUGGAUCUUUACAUGAUGAUUUAGUUAUAGUCUUGCAUAUUUCUGAAGCUAUUGGAUUAAAUGCUGCUGACAUGGUUUGGGCACAAGCAUCGCUUAGUGGGAAUAAAUUGGAUAGGGAACCGAUUAAAACAGGACAUACGACAUCAUUUGAGUGCUCGUUGAUCUGGGAAACGGACAGAAAGUCGAUAAAACGAAUGAAAAUUGAAAAUCUUCCAGUAAAAGUUGAUUUAUACAAGAUCAAAAAUUAUAACGGCGACAUAAAUGUGGCACAAAAAGAGCACAUUGGAUAUGUAUUACUGCCAGUUCGAGGAAUUCCAAUGCUUCCUGUUCAAAAGGCUGUUAAAGUUAAAUGUCGAUGGAUGAAGAUAAUUGGACUAUCUAAAGAUUUUAGACAACAUAAGCCAGAGCUUCUAAUGAACAUUAUGAUCACUGAUAAAGAGUUUUUAUCAAUUGAUAAAAAUAAAAUACUUGAAGCUCAAACGAUUGAAUCAAGGGAAUCGAUAAUGUUUGAAGAAAAUCCUAAUCCAACAAUGAUGACGUCUCAAAAAGGCAUAUUCAUUCGAUUGCUUCAAAAAGAAGGUCUACUACAAGUCGGAAGCAUUGAUACUGACUGUGACAUUUUUAAUGUACGACUAUUAAUCCAAAACAUCAAAUAUCUAGACAACAUCUUCGAUAGUGCUGAAAAUCUAUCAAAUCGCGACUUUUUUAUUAAUUAUAUUUUGCUAGGAAAUAAUCAUUCACGUAAAUUGGAUAGAAAGUUCAACCGUACUCAUCAGAUUCAGGAAAAAAUAUCAAUAAAUUUCCGUUCCUCAUUAAAGUCACUCCACAACUAUUUUGAGAACAUAUUUUAUGUUCCUGUAGAAAUUUAUUCAGACAACAAAAUGAUUGGAUCUGUAGAAAUUCGACUUGAUCAGCUUAUUACUAGCUUUAGUCUACAAGAAUUUAUUGACAAAUAUCCAAAAGGAAAGGAAUAUGAUGGCGUAGAGACAAUAAAGACACAGAAUAAUGUUGAGACACAAAAUCGACCAAUUUUGGAAUAUAAAGUACUGAUAAUAUAUCAAGGAACGAGAAAAUUACAUCAGAAUGAGCUUUUUGAAAAUUAUGCAUCGACAGAAAUGAAGAUUGAUGAGAAGGCAGGAGGCGAUUACAUACCUAAUAUAAAGGCUCAAUCAAAUGUCGAACAGAUUGAAGAUGAAAGUAGCGAAUCUGAAAAAUCAAGUGCCGUGGAAGUAAAGUCUGUCGGCAUCGGUAAGAAAAAAACUGAACAAGAUUUACAGCAGAAAGCUAGUCAGCCAGAAAAGACAAAUAUAGAUUCGAUGCUUAAAGAUCAUGAAUGUGGAAAAACAUCAGAAAUUCAACGCUUAUUUAGCUACAAUUUGCAACUCAAAUCAAUGAAAUUCAAUAAGAAGCCACACAAGGGUAUAUGGCAAAUUAGUUUCUUCCAUGAAUUUGCUGACACGCCACGUACAAUUGUCAACCGUGACAUUCAUGAAAAUGACAUAGACGGAAAUGUGAUUGCGUUCAAAGAUCUCGAAAUGAAAUUGUAUUUUACGUCACAUUCAGAGAAUAUUAUGGAUUUAAUAAAGUCUACAGUUUCGUGUACAAUGUGCAUUCGUGGACCGCAUAAUACUCAUGCCAAAGCAUAUUUAGACUGCAAGAACCUGUUGAUUAGCAAUAAGGAGAAAACAUGCGGAAAUAUUUUAUUAACGAAUCAAAAUGAGACUGUUAGUGCUAUGGCUGAAAUCUUUGUAUAUCUUGACGAUGCUGGACUUAAUUUUAAUGCAAAAAGAGUAGAAAAUCUGCCAGAAAUGAAUGAAGAUCCCAAAAUUGACAUAGCAAAGACCAUUGAGAUUCAAAAGGAAGAACUUUUUGACGAAAGUAUCGCAUACAAAAUGAUUAAUGAGCUUGAGGAUUGGAAGGAGCAUCAACAGACGAAUUUCUUAUUUGAACUGAAACGUACCGAAGAGAAAUAUCUAGAGAAGCUUAGGACUGAUUUUAAUAACAUGAAAGCAUCUUAUGAAGAUAAAUUUGAAGAGAAAAAUAACGAAUUGCAAGUCCUAACGAAGACACUCGAGGAUGCUCAUAAUUCAUUGAAACAAAAGAACCUUCAGCAUGUCAGAAAUGAGGAUAGUGCUCAAAAAAUGAAACAAGAACUAGAAAAAUCAUAUGCUGAUAAGCUUCUGAUGAUAAAAGAACGAACAAAGCAAUUGGAGCAAGAAUUUAUGCACGAACUUAAUAUGAAGAAUUUAAAGAUUGAGGAACUCGAAUGUAGCAAUAAGCAGCUUUACGAAAAGGUCAAUUUCUUGACCCAUGAAAAUUGCGACUUGAAGGGUAAAAUUGAUUGUAUGAAUGCUAAAUAUGAGGAUUUGAAAUCGAAUUUGGUGCCGAAGCAGGAAGUGGAGAACUUAAUUCAAGAGAUGAGAUUGCUCAAGGAGAAAUUCGAUGCCGCAACUCAAUCGAAAAAUUUCUAUAAGGAACAAUGGGCAAAAGCCAUUCGUGAGUGUCACAAAAUUAAUCGUGUCAAUAUUUGCGAUAGGAAGGAUAAUUUAUUUACGACCAAGUGUGACAGACUUUGUGAUAUUCUGUCGGACGAAAGUAGCAGGCUUAAUUUUGACAAAGAAGAACUUGACGAGAUUAAGCAUUGUUUAAGUUUGGAUGAUUAGCUUUAAAUGACAGCUGUGCCUUUAACUCUUGUUGCUCAACCAAAAUUGAAUGUUUAAUACAAAUUGUUAACUAUACAACAUAACUCACUUUGUGUACGAAACUGCA
Messenger RNA from Chironomus riparius, 2825 nucleotides. The record is from the annotation of a GenBank genome assembly. NCBI's taxonomy places the organism in Eukaryota, Metazoa, Arthropoda, Insecta, Diptera, Chironomidae.